This is a messenger RNA of Lepisosteus oculatus (spotted gar), 2317 nucleotides long. RefSeq lists its product as uncharacterized. Gene Ontology annotation, molecular function: zinc ion binding; protein binding. The record is from RefSeq and is a predicted model, not a curated record. NCBI's taxonomy places the organism in Eukaryota, Metazoa, Chordata, Actinopteri, Semionotiformes, Lepisosteidae.
AGUCACAUGGGAGGGAGAGGGAGAUAUCACGUUGGUAAUUAUAGUGUUCUGUGGAGGAAGGACGAAGGGAGUGGUUGCUAAUCACUGAUGGCUGGGAAUGAUUGAGCGUGGUUGUUGUCAUCCCUCCUGAACUUUAGUUAAAUAAACUCCAUUUCUUGCAUGCAAAAGGGCAUUGUGCUGUGCGAUUGCAUGAAAGGGGUUCCUUAAUUCCUGUCCAUCCCUUCAUUGUUUGGGGAACUCUUGUGAGCCCUCCCUGGUGUCACAUGAUCCCAGGUUGCCCCCUGUGGCUGGCUGGGGCUCGAUGUCUGCUCAGAUCUCAGAGCCUCCCCACUUCCUGCUUCUCCACAGGAAUGGACUCCCCGAGUGACGAGGAAAGGGAUUUCCCCUCUGGGACCGGGAUGCCGCAGGUUGUAGACGAAAGCCACCUGAAGUGCUCCAUUUGCCUGGACGUAUUCGAGAAGCCCGUCUCCACGCUUUGCGGCCACAACUUCUGCCAGAAAUGCCUUCAGCAGCACCUCUUCUACAGAGAAGAGUGCCCCUUGUGCAAGACGCUCCUUCUCACGAGGCCUGGCCUCCCCAUCAACACGACCUUGUCCGAGAUCGCCGAGCGGUUCCGGAAGUCGGCGAACAGGAUCCCGGAGGACGGCUUCGCGCGGCCCGAAGACGUGGCCUGUGACGUCUGCCGGGGGAGGAAGCAGAAGGCGGCCAAGUCCUGUCUGGUGUGUCUGACCUCCUACUGCCGGGCCCACCUCCGGCCUCACUCUACGGUGAAGAGGCUGACCAAGCACAAGCUGGUGGUCCCGGUCAGAGACCUGGAGGACAGGAUGUGUGUGGACCACGAUCGCCCCCUCGACCUCUUCUGCAGAGACGAGCAGGUCUGCAUCUGCGUGAGGUGCAUCGAUGUGUCCCACAAGACGCACGAGUGCAUCUCUGCUGAGACGGAGUGCAGAAAAAGAAAGGCUGAGCUGGGCGUUACACAAGGAAAGAUGGAACAGACGAUCAAGGACAGACAGGAGAAGGUGGACGAAAUCAAGGAGCUGAUAGAUCUCAGCAAAACAUCCACCAAUAAAGAAAUUGAGGACAUCAAGGAAGUCUUUCAAGCAGUGAUCUGUGCUGUGCAGAAAGCCCAGGACGAUAUAAUCAAGCCCAUGGAAGAGAAGCAGAAAGAGGUAGAGGGAGAGGCAGAAGGGCUCAUUAAAGAGCUGGAGGAGGAAAUUACGGAGCUCAGGAAGAGAAUCUCUGGGCUGGAGGAGCUCUCUUCAAAUGAGGACCACAUCCACUUUCUUCAGAACAUCCCCUCUUUGCAGCCCCCUCCAAAAUCCAAGGACUGGUCUGACGUCACUGUCGAUACUGACCUAUGUCUGGGGACUGUAAGGACCCCAGUGUCCGAAUUGCUGGAAAGCAUCAACGAGGAGCUUGAGAAACUGUCUGCCAUUGAACUGAAGAGGAUUCGGAAAUACUCAGAUGAUGUGACGCUGGACUCCAGCACGGCCCACCCCAAUCUCGUCUUGUCCGAGGACGGGCGAGAGGUGCAAGACGGGGACAAGCGCCAGGACCUCCCCGACAGUCCGCAGAGAUACGACCUGUUUGGCAGCGUGCUGGGCGCCCAAGGCUUCUCCGCGGGGAGACACUACUGGGAGGUGGAGGUGGAGGAGAAGUCUGGCUGGGAUUUAGGGGUUGCCAGAGAGUCUGUCAACAGGAAGGGGAAUAUCACCCUGAACCCAGAGAGUGGUUACUGGGCUGUUAUCCUGUGGAACGGAAACCAGUACUGUGCACUGACCGACCCCCUGACUCUGCUGUCUGUGACCCCAAAGCCCCAGAAGGUGGGGGUGUAUGUGGAUUACGAGGAGGGGCAGGUCUCCUUUUACAACGUAGAGGCAAAUUCUCACAUCUACACUUUCACCGACACCUUCACUGAGAAACUCUACCCCUACUUCAGCCCCCACCUUCAACAGAACGGCCAAAACACAGCCCCACUGGUUAUCUCUCAUGUCAAAAUCCACAAGAAAUAGAGGCAAUGGGUUCCUUUUCUACAGGGCAUGAUAAUGCUCUUGCCUGUAGUACCUUCUGAAACAUAAUAAUACUAAACACUAGAAUGGAAAAUCCAAGUAACUACGACUACAGCAAUCAGAAAAAUCACAUGAUACAGUGCCCCUCCAUACCAUUUAAUUUAAUGUUAGAUAAAUACCAUAUGCAUAAUACCUUGAAAUAGUUUUAAUUCAUCGUGACAAUUGUUUCCCCACCCAAUGACCAUCAACAUGUUCAAUAUGAUUGUACAUUAUAUUAACAAUGACUGUGCAGUUCAUUCCGUAAUGAA